This is a messenger RNA of Camelus dromedarius (Arabian camel), 2308 nucleotides long. Its product is annotated as tripartite motif-containing protein 26. Bases 391 to 2031 code for a protein of 546 amino acids. Gene Ontology annotation, cellular component: cytoplasm. NCBI's taxonomy places the organism in Eukaryota, Metazoa, Chordata, Mammalia, Artiodactyla, Camelidae. The record is from RefSeq and is a predicted model, not a curated record. Gene Ontology annotation, molecular function: ubiquitin protein ligase activity; protein binding; zinc ion binding. Gene Ontology annotation, biological process: host-mediated suppression of symbiont invasion; innate immune response; protein ubiquitination. The transcript is spliced from 9 exons.
CGAUUUUGCUUCCGGGUUCUGGUGCCGUCCUUGCCAGACUCCUGCAGCUAGCGCUUGGCUUUUCCAGCACCGGCUUCUGAAGCACCAGAAACUUUCUUAGCGUCCAGCUUCUACAAUGCAUAGUGGUCAUCAACAAACAGCGCCAGUAGCUCCCUAGGUAACCCCCUGGGGAGGUUUCAUAUUUUAGCGUCCCCAAUGUGAACAGUUUUCUCCUGCACCCAAGAUGGUGGAUUUCUGGGAAGUUCCAGAGGGCAGAUUUCCACUAAAUUCUAGAGGAAAUCAGACAUUUCCAUCAUCUUUCACUGUGUGCCCUUAACAGGUGUAUCAUCCUCUCUCCUCUAAAGAAAGUCAUUCUGUGCUUUGAGAAGAAACAUUCUGCAGGGUUUGAGCAUGGCUACCAUGGCUGCUACCUCUCCUCUGAGAAACCUGGAGGACGAGGUGCUGUGCUCGAUCUGUCUUGACUACUUGAGAGACCCUGUAACCAUUGACUGUGGUCAUGUCUUCUGCUACCACUGCAUCAUUAAGGUCUGUGAGUCUGCUCGGCAGCCAUUAUAUUGUUCUCUCUGCAAGACAGCCUUUAAGAAAGAGAAUAUCCGCCACGUGUGGCAGAUGGCCAGCCUAGUGGAGAACAUCUGGAGGAUGAAAGUAGAUGAGGAGAGACAGCCCAGAGAGGAAAGGCCAUCUGAGCAAAGAGCAGAGAAGCUGUGUGGGCAGCAUUUGGAGAAGCUCCAUUACUACUGCAAGGAUGACCAGCAGAUACUGUGUGUUAUGUGUCGGGAGUCCCGGGAGCACAGGCACCAUGCUGCCGUUCUCCUGGAGAAGGCUGCACAGCCUUAUCGGGGUAAAAUCCUAAACCAUCUGAAGAUUCUGAAGGGAGACAGAGACAGGAUUCAGAAUUUUCAGUCUACGGGAGAAGAUGAGAUUCAGGCCCUGCUGGCAAAAUUCCAGAGCCACAAGCAAGACAUAGCAUCAGUGUUUGAACAGGGCCAUCAGUUCCUGAGAGAAAGGGAGCAGUACCUGUUGGAGUGGCUGGAGGGGAUGGAGCAAGAGCUCACUGAAGGGAAGAACAGCCAUGUCACCAGGGGCUCUGAAGAGGUGGUCCGGCUUGGAACCUUGAUUUCUGAGUUAGAGAAGAAGGCUCAGCAGCCAGCACUUGAACUUUUGCAGGACCCAAGUGACAUAAUAAGCAGAUAUCCCCGGAAGAAGUUCUGGAUUGAAAAGCCUAUCAGUCCUGCAAUCAAAAAGCGGACAGAAGAAUUUUCAGAUAAACUUCUUUCUUUAGAGAAAGGACUCAGAGGAUUCCAUGGAAAACUGAUAAGGGAUCUGGAAUAUAAGACAAUGAGGAUCAUCCUGAAUUCCCAGACAGCCAAUGGCUACCUCUCAGUGUCUCCGAAUGGGAAGAGUAUGAUAUUCACUGGCUUGUGGAUGAACAAACACCAACAUGGUCAGCGAUUUGAUCCAGAGCCUGGAGUGCUGGGCAGUAAAGGCUUCACGUGGGGCAAAGUGUAUUGGGAAGUGAAAGUGGACAGGAUAUGGUGGGGAGCGGAGGAGGAAGAAGAAGCAGUGAAAUACAGGGGCGGAACCAGAGGUGUGUUUGGCAGUAGCUAUCUUGGUGGGUUUAUAGGCAUCACUGAUGGGUAUAGUUCUCCUGGAUAUAGAGAUGAGAGUGAGGAGUUGGAGGAGGAAUGGUCUCAGGAAAAUGGAAUAUGGCCAAAAUUCUGCGUGGUAGGGGUGGCAAGAGAGUCAGUGGUGAGAAGAGGAUUUCUUAACUUCACCCCUGAGGAGGGAUUCUGGACUCUACAGCUGUCUUCAGCUGGGGUUUAUAUAUGUACUAGCCCUGAACCCCUCCAGAUCCUGUCCUACUGUCCAAGGCAGAUUGGGGUUGCCCUGGAUUAUGAUGGUGGGAAAGUAACCUUUACCAAUGCCAGAACUGAAGAAUUUAUCUAUGAAUUCUCAUCUUCCUUCACUGGGAGAAUUUUCCCUUUCCUGUGGCUUAAUUGCAUGAGAUCCAGACUUACACUGAGGCCCUGAGAGAAGACCCCAUGGGCACAGCCCUAGGUUUUUUCAUUUAUCCUUUGUUCCUUGACAUCAUUCCCAACUCUCUACGUCAGCUAGACUGUCCUGCUGGGUUCUGAAUGCAGUUAGAUGACUGCAGCGUUAUGGUAGAGUCAAGAGUCUCUUGUCCUCACUGCUUGGUCUCUAAAAUGAGAAUAGUAAUAUUGAUCUGCUUUCUCUACAGGGGAAUGGUUGAAAUGUCUUUAAACCAUUAUUAAACCACUUAUUAAAAUGUGUGUUAUUAUUAACCUUU